AUGCGUUGCUUCAGCUGCCUCGUUUCCCUCACUGCGCCGUCCCGCAUUCCUUCCCCCCUCCUUCCGCAGCCCCCUCAUCCCCCCACCCAGCAUCCGGACCCCAUAGGAAUGGGGUUGGGGCAGGAGGCAGGGGCGGAAGAGGCAUGUCCUUUCCUUAUGCUGCCACUGCUGCUCCCCGCAUCCCCCCAGCAUCUGGACCCCAUAGGCAUGGGGUUGGCGCAGGAGGCAGGGGUGGAGGCGGCAUGCCCUUUCCUCAUUCUGCCACUGCUGUUCGUCUUUCUCCUUUUCCCGUUCCCACUUGCCUUCCCUGCAUCUCCCCAGCACCCAGACCCCAUAGGGAUGGGCUUGGCACAGGAGGCAGGGGUAUGGCCACUGGAGGUCAACAGCCCGCUCUCCUGGAAGGCGAUAGAGCCCAUGGCCCGAGAGCUCAAGACCGUGUCCAAGCUAGCAGAGAAAGCCAUUGACCUCAUGAACGCCCCUCUUGGCCACUGA
This is a messenger RNA of Closterium sp. Naga37s-1, 492 nucleotides long. NCBI's taxonomy places the organism in Eukaryota, Viridiplantae, Streptophyta, Zygnematophyceae, Desmidiales, Closteriaceae. The record is from the annotation of a GenBank genome assembly.